This is a messenger RNA of Megalobrama amblycephala (Wuchang bream), 3811 nucleotides long. RefSeq names its product tripartite motif-containing protein 16-like. Gene Ontology annotation, molecular function: protein binding; zinc ion binding. Lineage: Eukaryota; Metazoa; Chordata; Actinopteri; Cypriniformes; Xenocyprididae. The record is from RefSeq and is a predicted model, not a curated record. The coding region runs from base 980 to 2656 and encodes 558 amino acids. The transcript is spliced from 6 exons.
AAACAGAUAAGUGUAGUUUACAAUUUACAACUUACAAUUUAUUCAGCUUAUACAUGGACAUUUGAUUUUCUUCUGACACAAGUGGGUUAAGCUACCAGUCUGUUGGAACAGACACUAAACUAAGUUUUCAUUCUGUUUCAGUUGUGUUGACAACUGGGAUGACAUACUGCUUUUCCUUAACAAAACACAUUUGGUUUUGAGUAAUAAAACAGGAAAAGCAUUUGUUUCAAGGUUCUCCAUUACUUCUGUCACAGAAUCCAUAUGCGAGUUUAGCUGUCUGUCUGUGAAUGAUGCUUUAGCUUUCUUUUUGAGGGGAUGGCCAAGAAUUACAGGCACUGACACACAUGAACAAUCACUAGAUGCACAGUGACAAUGACCCCUUAGCAAGACUAAAUACUGAAUUUGCAAAAACCAUUGAAAUAAUGUGGUUUCGCAUUUGUGUGCGCCACAGAAGUGUACAAUGUGCCAGCGUGUAAAAUCUUUUGAGGAACUGCAAAGGAUGCAAGACCUUAUUAAAAGUUUGGUUAAUAGCGGCAAGUUGGCUUGGAGCCAGUGCUUCAAAUUUAAGAGUGCCAAAACAAACUUUUUUCACCCAUCUUAAGACUGAUCAGCAAGUGAAAGCAUCCGCCGCACUGUCAUUUGAGUCGAGCUGAUAAAGGGUCCUGUAAUUAUGGACAGUUUUCAGUCCUGCAGUACCAGUAUAGUAUUUAGGAUACAGAUUUACUGAACUUUUAAGGAUAUUGUCUUGCUUCUCUCUAACUUGUAUUGUUUGAGUGUGUGUAGGAACACACAUGAAAAACUAAAAACGUAGCAGCAAUGAGACUCUUUAGGACCAGGAAUGAAGAAGCUGCUUUACAGACACGCCUGUUUUACACACUUCACUCAAACACAGAACCAGGAAACACAUGACUUCAGAGAAAGAGAAACUGAAGUGUAGUUGAGCUGUUGUGUGUUUGUGUCUCUGUGUUCAUGCUGUAAAAUGGCAGAAGCCAGAUUUUCUCAGGAUGAGUUCAGGUGUUCAGUGUGUCUGGAUCUCCUGAAGGAUCCAGUGGCCAUUCCCUGUGGACACAGUUACUGUAAGAUCUGUAUUACAGGCUGCUGGGAUCAGGAGGAUCAGAAGAGAGUCUACAGCUGUCCUCAGUGCAGACAGACCUUCAGUCCAAGACCUGCGUUAGCUAAAAUCACAAUUUUGGCUGAAAUGGUGGAGAAACUGAAGAAGAUUAAACUUUCUGCUGACUGUUACGCUGGAGCUGGAGAUGUGCAGUGUGACGUCUGUACUGGAAGAAAACACAAAGCCGUCAAGUCCUGUCUGGUGUGUCUGAACUCUUACUGUCAGAAUCACCUUGAACAACAUGAGAGUUGGUUUAAAGGAAAGAGACACAAUCUGACUGAUGCCACUGGACGACUGCAGGAGAUGAUCUGCCCAAAACACGACAAGAUCCUUGAGGUUUUCUGCCGCACUGAUCAGAAGUGUAUAUGUCUGCUGUGUACGAUGGAUGAACAUAAAAACCAUGACACUGUAUCAGCUGCAGCACAGAGGACAGAGAAACAGCACCAGCUGAAGGAGACGCAGAGGUUGUUCCAGCAGAGGAUCCAGCAGAAAGAGAAAGAUCUUCAGCAGCUGAGAGAGGCUGUGGAGUCUCAUAAGCGCUCUGCACAGACAGCAGUGGAGGACAGUGAGAGGAUCUUCACUGAGCUCAUCCGCUCCAUUGAGAGAAGCCGCUCUGAGGCCACACAGCGGAUCAGAGAUCAGGAAAAGACUGCAGUGAGUCGAGCUGAAGGAAGACUGGAGCGACUGGAGCAGGAGAUCAAUGAUCUGAGGAGGAGAGACGCUGAGCUGGAGCAGCUUUCACACACACAGGAUCACAUCCAUUUCCUGCAGAGUUUCCAGUCUCUCUCAGCUCCUCCUGAAUCUACAGAUGUAAAUGACGAUCCCUUCAGUUCUGUCUGCUCUUUUGCUGUUUUGAGAGAAUCUGUCCGUCAGCUGAGAGACAAACUGGAGGAUUUCUGCAAAGAGGAGCUGAAGAAGAUCUCUGACAGAGUCACUUUCACCAACAUUGUUCCCAGGACCAGGAACGACUUCCUACUAUAUUCCGAUCAGCUCAACCUGGAUCUGAACACAGUGAAUAAAUACCUCUGUCUGUCUGAGGGGAACAGAGUGAUUGCUUACACUGACAUUUUCACAGCACAGCCGUAUCCUGAUCAUCCAGACAGAUUUGAUGGGUAUAAUCUUCAGGUGUUGUGUAGAGAGAGUGUGUGUGGACGCUGUUACUGGGAGAUUGAGUGGAGUGGAGAUAUUGGUGUGUCUAUAUCAGUGUCAUAUAAGAGCAUCAGCAGGAAAGGAUCGGGUAAUGAGUGUAUGUUUGGACGUAAUGAUCAGUCCUGGAGUUUGAUCUGCUCUUCCUCCAGUUACUCAUUCAAACACAAUAACAUAGAUACUAAACUCCCAGUAAAGUCCAUCAGCAGGAGAAUAGGAGUGUAUGUGGAUCACGGUGCAGGAACUCUGUCCUUCUACAGCGUCUCUGGAGACACAAUGAGCCUCAUCCACACAGUCCGGACCACAUUCACUCAACCGCUCUAUCCUGGGUUCAAGGUUUGUUAUCUGUUUUGUUCUGGAUCAUCAGUGAAACUGUUGAUGAAUCAGAAUAGACUGUAGAGAGACUCUACCCAUAAUGCUUUGAGCUCAUGUUAAAUUAGUAACAGUGAGAUGUUAUAGAGCAGAGGUGCCCAAACUUUUUACAACGAAGGGCCAAAAAUCAAACUUGAUCGAGGUCUGUGGGCCGAAAGUAAAAGUUGCAUUAUAUCAAACUUUUAUAUUACAUUUAAAGUGGUAAACUUUGGUUACCUUGAUUUAUGAUUUCAUAAUUUUAAAACAUUAAUCAAUUUGCUUAGAAAAAAGAAAAAGAAAAGAAUCUUGAACAUUAAGGAAUCUAAAUCAUAACUAAACAAAAUAAUCUAGAGGUUCUGACAAAAUGUUAAUUGUUGCAGAGUAUUUAAAAUGUUUAAUUAAUUUGAAUGAAUAAAUAAAGAAUAAAGAAUGAAUCUUGUGAAUGAAUGAUUCAAUGACAAAUACAUUUUUAACAUUCAUUUGUUGCCAUCUGGUGGCAUAACAAUGUCAUAGAUUCAAACAUUGUUUAAAGAGACAAGUUACUUUUAAAAGUAGAUUUGCUCUAUUUUGAUUGCUACUGUAGGCAUCAGUGUUCAUGUGCGAAGUGCAAAGUAAUUCUGUGAUAAUCAGAAUAUUUGUAAGACAGAAAUAGCUAUACUUUUUGGUUGAAAAGACUGUGAAGCUGUUUCAGACAACUGCUCUCUCUGGGGCAGCGGCACGGGCAGGAAUGAAUGUUCCGGGUUCUUUUGUCAAAGGUUUAAUAGACAAAAUCACUGAAUCAUAGAUAUAUUAUGCAUAUGAAUCAUAUGCAUAAUAUAACUGCAUGUGGACGAAAACAAAAAUGAACUUGGUUAAAAACUGAUGCACAUAUUUAUGGAUAAUAAUGCAGAAAUUAAAACUUGCCAUUUUCAACCUCACAUGCCACAUGAUUGUUGGUGCAGCACACGUGUAAUCAGAGAAGACCGCUGUAAUAAUAAAAAGCAUUCACAUAAACAAUUAUUAAAUUCUAUAUUUUCAAUAUUUUUUUUCAUUCCAUUUUUUGUUUUCACUCUAAGCAGUCCUCCUUCAGACAGACAGUUUUGUUUUUGUUUUCUUGUUCAGUCAGAUGGGGCAGGUACAAUGGGUGUGUUAAACAGCCCCUGGGUUGCGUUAGAGCGCUCAUAAAUGGCACACAUCUACUUUAACAUCUAUGUUUUUUUUGUU